Molecule: messenger RNA, 543 nt
Organism: Maniola jurtina (meadow brown)
Lineage: Eukaryota; Metazoa; Arthropoda; Insecta; Lepidoptera; Nymphalidae
Product: protein atonal-like
Exons: 1
Coding region: 26-499 (157 amino acids)
Molecular function (GO): protein dimerization activity
Source: RefSeq, a predicted model, not a curated record
AACACCUGUGUAGUGAAAUUUCAUAAUGGCCGCCGAAACUUACGGACAUCGUCUUAUGUAUACCGAAAAGGAUAUUUUCCCAACUGAUGUAAUGUUGGAAUACUCUACUGAAGAAUGUUACUUGGCCUGGCCUAGGUCGCCCGACUCUGGCCGGUCAAGUUUGGAGCCUACACCAUCUAUGGACGGGAGCAAUCAAGAAUCAAAUCACAUAGCUUAUAGAGGAUUAUCAAACGAUCUAGUUCUAGAAGACAGUUCUGAAGACGUGGAAUUAGAAGGCUCUGGGAAAAGAAGAGGCAGAGCAACCAGUCAAGCUGUAUUAAGAAGGAGACGCUUAGCUGCAAACGCAAGGGAAAGGAGAAGGAUGCAGAAUUUGAACAAAGCUUUCGAUAGACUCCGUGGACACCUACCUUCGCUUGGUGCUGAUCGUCAACUGUCCAAAUACGAGACCCUGCAAAUGGCGCAAACUUACAUAGCAGCUUUAUAUGAACUUUUACAAUAAUUUGGUAUGUCUAGUUUUCUUUAAUAUUUUAGUAGGUUAUGUAA